UGAAGUUCACGAUAAUAUAUUUCAUGAUUUAAAAGUUUUAUAGAAAUAUUAUUUCUUUACCAGUAAUAAACAGGAUGUUAGUAAUUCCUUUUAAGAUACAUGUAUUACAUUUACAAUAAAUAUAUAACAGGUUUUAUAUUCAGAAAACUAUGAGCGACCGGAAACGUGGUGAACAAAGGAAGUGUCAUGAUGUUGACUCAGGCUUUGCCUGGAAUAUCUUAAUAGGAUGUUUUGUGAUGUAUAUAUGUUCGUUGUUGGAAGUGUCAAGGCGUAUGGUGUGCUUUAUACAGAGAUGGUGGAUUAUUACUCUUCCGGAUCCGGAAAUACAGCUCGGAUUGGCAGUAUAGCCAGAACACUUUAUUUUGGUCUUGGACCGGUUGCAAAUCUUCUAUGCAGACGCUACACAUUCCGGAGGGUAGCUUUUACAGGAGGAAUUUUGGUAGGACUUGGGCAUUUCCUGUCUGGAUUCGUAACAAAAAUGGAAUUUAUGUACUUGACCUUCCUUAUGACUGGAAUUGGAUAUGGAUUAACAUUUGCACCUUGUUCGACAAUCAUAAGUUAUUAUUUCGACAAACGCCGUGCAUUAGCAAAUGGCAUAAUGGUAUCUGGAAGUGGCGUUGGAGCAGUGGCUCUACCAUUCCUAUAUAAGUACCUCAUUGAGCAGUACGGUCUGAAGGAAGCGUUUUGGAUAAUUGGCGCCACUUUUGCUAACAUAUGCGUAGCAGCUUGUACGUUUCGCCAGCCAAGAUAUUUGGUUGAAGAAAAGAGACAAAGACUUCAUGCACUUAGAAAUGCAAGCAAUGAAUCUAAAAUCGAUGAUGGUGGAUCCGCAGAUGAAAAGGAUGAUGAAAAUACUGUUCGAAAGAUUAAAGAAAGACCUUGUGCUGCAUUAGAUCUGAGAAUUUCUCUUUUUAAAAAUGCAUUAUUCACUCUUUACAUUAUAUCGUUCAUGUUUUGUGCAUUUGGAUACACUGGAAGUUUCAUUCUCAUCCCUGCCAAUGUAAAGGCACUUGGGUAUUACAAAACACAUGUGGCACUUAGUGUAACAAUAUUUGGUGGCGUGGAAGUUGUGGCAAGAAUACUGAUUGGAUUGCUUGCAGAUUAUACAGUUAUUAAGCGUAAAUACAUAUACGCAAUUAGUAUGUUAAUUGGUGGGGUGUUUUCUCUGUUAGCUCCGUUAUUUGAAACUUUUACUUUCAUGGCUGUAUAUGCAACAGCUUCAGCUAUGUUUCCGGGGUCAUACUUUAGCUUAAUUUCAGUACUGACAAUAGAUGUUGUGGGUUUAGAGAAUUUUGCAUCUGCAUUUGGACUACUUACAUUUUGUCUAGCAUUUGGCUCGCUUCCAAGUGAGCCUAUCAUUGGUAAGCAUCAGUAAUUUAAGGGAAAGAAGCAUGCACAAAAACAAUUAAAUAAUGACUCUAUCAGCAUUCA
Molecule: messenger RNA, 1431 nt
Organism: Mercenaria mercenaria
Lineage: Eukaryota; Metazoa; Mollusca; Bivalvia; Venerida; Veneridae
Product: monocarboxylate transporter 12-like
Exons: 5
Coding region: 227-1375 (382 amino acids)
Biological process (GO): transmembrane transport; monocarboxylic acid transport
Molecular function (GO): monocarboxylic acid transmembrane transporter activity
Source: RefSeq, a predicted model, not a curated record